This is a messenger RNA of Punica granatum (pomegranate), 1144 nucleotides long. The record is from RefSeq and is a predicted model, not a curated record. Lineage: Eukaryota; Viridiplantae; Streptophyta; Magnoliopsida; Myrtales; Lythraceae.
GUGAAAGCUAAAUAAGCAUCUGAGCCUUACAGCCAAAAAAAUAAGCAUCUCAGCAAAUAAAAUUAGUGUGUAAACUAAUUCCGAUGGUUUCAAAUCUUGAUCAGAGCUAAGAAUUAAUCGAACCGGUCGAGCCGGUUGAACGAGCGAACAGAGCCGCGGCUAGCGGGCUAAGCUAAAACCCUUCUUCUACCCUGUCGUUCUCCCCACCAAGUGCUGUGCUGAUUCUGAUCGAAGGGGAGCUGUGAGCUGCUCGACGCUUGAGAGACCGACAUGAGUUCACUCGCCGUCCGACUCGCUCGCCAUCUACGGCUUUCUUCUCCUUUCCCGUUGUCUCCCUCCUCACUAGCUAUGUCCAGCUGGAAAACCUCCAGGUGGAGUUACUCGACAGGGUCGAAUGGCGGGGAGAAUGACGAUGUCAAGCUCGAUGACAGAGAGGAGGAGUUGCAGGAAGAGUAUGAUGAUAUUCUCGGGGAGAAGCCUGAGUCGGAGCCUCACGGUGUGGAUCCGAGAAGAGGUUGGGGUUAUCGCGGCGUUCACAGGGUACUUGGUGGCGAUUAUCUGCGGAAAAGUUGGGCAAGCCCCUGUUCAGAAGAUUUUGAGGAAUGGCCGUACUGUGACUAUCUUUACAGUUGGAACGGGGGGCUUGUUUGACCAAAGAACUUUUGGAGCAAAAGAUUUGCCAAAACCUGCUCAGUGGCAUCGAAUUGCUGUGCAUAAUGAUACUCUAGGAGCUUAUGCAGUUCAACAACUUAGUAAAAACUCUCCAGUUUAUGUCGAGGGGGACAUUGAAACUAGAGUGUACAAUGACAGCAUUAGCGGUCAAGUUAAAAAUAUCCCAGAGAUCUGUAUUCGUCGUGAUGGGAGAAUUCGCCUGAUAAAAAUUGGAGAAAGUGUCAGCAAAAUGUCUUUUGAAGAUCUGAGAGAGGGAUUGCUGUAGGUGAAGGUCCGUCUGAAUGUGGAGAUUUGUUUCUUAAAGAGGGACAGAAGCUAAAUUUUUCUUUUCUUGUAAGGAAUAUCCAAGAAUUUCUUGUUAUUGCUCCCACCAGACUUGCCUUUCGCUGCUUCAGUUCGAGCUACUUAUAUUAUUUCAGCAUAUAUGGGUUAGGGGAAUGAUCAGAGUAUCAUUUCCAGAGUAGUUGUUAAA